UCUGACUCCAUUAAUGGCUCGCUCUAUUUCAAAGAGGCUGCUGCUGCCCUUCAUCUUGCUCCUUUUCCGAUCCACAGCAACAGCAGACGACACCUGCAUUGAUUGCUUUACCCAGUCAAGAGCAGCUUACUACCCGAACUCCGAUCAACAAGGGACAGAGACUGGGGCAUGCGAGUACGGCCAGUUUGGAGCCACACUAAAUGGCGGCGACGUCUCUGCUGCGUCUAAACUGUACAGAAACGGUGUAGGCUGCGGUGCAUGCUACCAGGUACGAUGCACCGAUGCUGCACACUGCUCAAACAACGGCGUCACGAUCGUGAUCACAGACUCAGGGGCGAGCGACAACACUGACUUCAUUCUCAGCCAGCGCGCCUUCACGAAGAUGGGCCAGAACGCGGAUGCCGGCGCCUCUCUUAUGUCACGCGGUGCGGUCGGCGUCGAGUAUCGCAGGGUCUCUUGCAGCUACCCAAGCAGGAACAUCACAUUCAGGAUGGACCAGAGCAGCAACAACCCCUACUACUUCGCCUUCCAAAUAUGGUAUCAGCAAGGAAACAAGGACGUAACUGCUGUUCAGCUGUGUGAGACUGAAAACUUGACGUGCAAGAUUUUAGAGAGAAGCCAUGGAGCAGUGUGGGCGACAGCGUCUCCACCAAGAGGGCCCCUGUCUGUGAGGAUGCUGCUGAGUGGAGGUGACGACGGAGAUGAGAGUUGGGUGGUGCCUCCCAAUGACAUACCCGAGGACUGGACUGCUGGGAGCGCGUAUGAUUCUGGGAUACAAGUGCAGUAGCAGCUAGUUAGAAAUAUUGUAUUGGUUUGGUUUCGUAGCUAGAGAGGAAUAAACAUUAAUUACUUCGUCUGAAUAAUUAAAUGAAAAGAUUCUAGAAAAAUUAAAUUGAUAGGUCUAUUUUUACCAGAAUUUGAUUAAUGUAUCUUAUAA
This is a messenger RNA of Zingiber officinale, 937 nucleotides long. RefSeq names its product expansin-like B1. The transcript is spliced from 4 exons. NCBI's taxonomy places the organism in Eukaryota, Viridiplantae, Streptophyta, Magnoliopsida, Zingiberales, Zingiberaceae. The record is from RefSeq and is a predicted model, not a curated record. Bases 14 to 787 code for a protein of 257 amino acids.